GGCGGCGGGACGCGGCCGCGUGUCGAGCGGAGCCCGGAGGCGGGAGCGACCGCGGAGGAUCCCACUCCACGUCAAGUUGGAAGCGUAGCGCGACGCCUCACCGGACCGGCACGCUCCGACCGCUCGCUCUACGCCCCGCGCGGGAAACUACGCACACGCAUUUUCAGAAUAUUCUGAAAACUUACGCUCUCAGUGAAAACUACGCCGAGUUCCUCCACCUCCUUGGAUUUCUAUAAUGUUCAGUGUUUGUGACGUACAUCUAAGCAGACGAACAAAUUAAUUAUCAAGUUUGAUAAGGAUGUGUGUUGGAGACAUUUCAGUGUUAAUAAGUGAAAGUAAUUUACAUAAUCGUAGAAUAUUAUGUUAGUUUAAUUAUGAGGGAAGUAAAGGCUGGAAAUAUGAAGAAGAGGAAUCACAGUCAGACUUCGGAAAAGCCGAAGGGAAAACGGAGGGAAGACUCUUGUUUUGUUAAAAAGCAUUGUCCAAUCGGUGAAGAGGCCAGCCUGCGCGCGCGCCGACACAUUAGGAAAAUAGACAGACCGUUUGUAGACAUUGGAAAUGGUUAUGCAAAAUUUCGGGACUAUGCGGAGAAAUUGGCGAGGGUCGCUAGGGAAGAAGCCAGGCCAGAACAAACACAAGAGCCACCACCGACAAUAUAUUUCCCGGGCACUUGCGGCCUGCAGUCAUGCGGCAAGGAAGCAGCGUGCAUGCCGUACAACAGUACCACGCACUACUGCCGCUGCACUUCCAACGGUCUGCCCGCUACCGAAGACUUCAAAUGCCCCAGAAGCACAGUUCCCGUGACUCUGAAGCCCAUAUUGAAUGUGAUCCCUCCGAGACCGUCGAAUGCCUCAGACACACGGUACCUGUCGUCAGCGCCCACCGCACAAGUAUCCAAAUCUUCAAGCAGUGGAGAAAUAUUCGCAGAAUCUACGACUGGGAACGGCUCACUAAUAGAUACGGGUAUGAGUGCCGGCGUGGGUACUUUAAUAGCCGUCACAGUUUCAGGGGCCGUAACUUUAAUAUUACUCGUCUCCAUCAUCCUACUGUACCUCAAAAAGAGAAUGUGUCGUGUCGAUGGGAAAACACAACCUCGUGUGCGACCGGGAGAGCCUCUGCUUGCUGAAAGGUAUAUAACGAACCCGCAGUAUGGAGUCUACGGAGCGGGCAACGUGCCGGUGCCAGGCACUCCAGGAGUGAUGGACACUGAUGAUACCAACAAGUCCCAGGUCCAACUUCUAGACAGAAACGCCCUUACAUUCCUCGAAGAGGUUGGUGAAGGAUGCUUUGGCAAAGUCCACAAAGGACUUCUUAGAACUACCACUGACGAACAAGUAGUGGCCAUUAAAGUACUAAAGGAAAGUGCAGGUCGCAAUGCCGAAGAAGACUUUGUGAGGGAAGUCUCCAUAAUGUCUGCAUUUAGGCAUCCCAAUAUCCUUGCUCUAGUUGGAGUUGUAUACAGAGAUGACAUCAAUGCAAGCCCCUGGAUGGUUUUCGAAUACAUGGAGUGGGGCGACCUGGCCGGCGUGCUAAGAGGCUCCCGCGGAGGAGGCAGGCCGGGGCCAAUACUAGAUGAACAUGCUUUACUACAUGUAGCACUGCAGAUAGCACGAGGUAUGCAGUACCUCGCUUCACGGAGAUUCGUUCAUCGAGAUCUUGCGGCGAGGAAUUGUCUCGUUGGUGCAAAUCUCACAGUGAAAAUAGCAGACUUUGGUAUGUCACGAGAUGUUUACACUUGUGAUUACUAUAAAAUGGGCGGCGAACGACCCAUGCCCGUACGGUGGAUGUCCCCGGAAAGUAUUGUAUACGCUCGGUUCACGCACGAGUCCGACGUAUGGUCGUACGGCGUAGUGCUGUGGGAGAUAUACAGCAGAGGCAAACAACCAUUCUAUGGGCAAAACAACGACGGCGCUACCAAAUUAAUUUUAAGAGGUAUAGUGCUAGUGCCACCCGAGGACUGUCCCCGCUUCGCUGGUGACUUAAUGCGUGCAUGUUGGAAGGCUGAUCCUCGAGAUAGAAUAGGUUUCGAUGAAAUAUGUAGAAAAUUAGAGGAUGCAGCAGCGGGUGGUCAGGCAAUGCAGGUGCGACUACCGCGACCUCCGCCUCCUCCACAAGACGCCACAGGAUACUUGAUUCCGAAGGAGCAGUUGCCAGUAGACUACCUGAAGCUGUCAUUGCCGACGCCUGAGGAUCACGCCGAGAUGGAGGCCGCGUUCGAGUCGAGCGAGGACGAGGACGAGGACGAGGAGUACACCUGACAGCCGGCGCGGCGGCCGGCCUCGCAGUACGUGGCGCGCUCCUCGCCCUCGGCUCUCUCCUGCACAUUCCGUUCACAGACUAGCGACUUCUCACAGUUUCAGUGUUAACUCCGAGUUUGGUUGACACGUUGGAAGUGACUUCGAUGAAGCCGGGAAUGUAACUUCGAUAGAGUCAAUACUCAAUUACCUACCUAAGUGUGAUAUUUUUCAUAAUAAUAAUAGCUAUUGUACAUCUACGAACUUUCACUUGCUAUAGAGGUUGAUUGUACGUCUCUAUGAUAUUUAAAUUGUGUUGUGUAUUUAACGGAUAUCUUAGUUGAUAAGUUAAUCUGUGUGCCAUAUGCCAAAAAUAAAAGUACGUACCUAAUGUAAGAAGAUAGAACAAUUUAUGUAUACCAUAAUAGUUUUAUGUAUUUAAUAAACAAUCUGAACUUGUCCACUUUCGUAUUGAUAGAUUUUUACGAAAAACAAACGCCUACC
Spodoptera littoralis (African cotton leafworm) is the source of this 2738-nucleotide messenger RNA. The record is from the annotation of a GenBank genome assembly. NCBI's taxonomy places the organism in Eukaryota, Metazoa, Arthropoda, Insecta, Lepidoptera, Noctuidae.